UAGUUCAUCUAGAGACAAAAACAUAUAUCUGUUUUAAAUGUAUUAUUAUCAAUAAAAUACUUUUAAUAUAUUAUCGAAACUUGCACGUGACAUUUGUCUAUUACGUUCAUUGGUCGAUCAGUUCGAUUACCACAAGGUACGAGAAGUCGGUCGAUAGGCAUCCUCAGAAAUUCUACUAGUACGAUUAUUUCAAGAAAGCAACGUGAUGAAGUGUGCAGUGGCGGGUCGGACAAGUUAUUUUCUCUUAAUUAGUUUAUUCGAAAUCGAAUAAUUCAAAAGAAUUGAUGGCAUCUGAAACCAGAUCUAUGAUUCAAAAUAACCUCGAUAAUUUUUCGAAGCAAGAUCGGAUGCGAACUGUUCAAAACAAAGACAGCGAACUAGAGCCACCGUUUCGACGAGCUACUUCUCUUAGGCUACCCAAAUCAUCGAAUUUAAAUACUAUUGAUCGCAAUCGAUUAUAUGUAUCGACAUAUCAUGGAAAAUCAUCGAUGUCCAUGACAUGGACACCAGACAAAACCAUACCAGUUUGUCCCGCCAGGCAUUCCACACCUACGAUUGACGCACCUGCGCCGGAAUAUCUUGCCCGAAAUCUUCUUCAACUUGGUUGUCCUGUUGUGUCAAUGCUCACACCUCGUGGAGGAGUAGGGUCUGAACCUCCGCAGAGUAGUGAUAGCGAUGAAUACUCGACAACGAAUACUCAACAGCAUAGUCAUGGACAUGGAUAUGGUCAAGGACAGGUGGAUAUCUACAACGUGCCCAAAGUCCAGGUGUCGGGACCAUCGAACAAUGAUGAAUCCUCUUCCGUCAUCAAUGGGUCUGCGGGGUCCAUAGGAGCACGAUCCGCACCCAGCACGCCUCUUCAAGUAUCUCCUGGUGCGCAACAAGCGGGCCAACAGUCGAUUAGUGGCUCUCAGCUUACUGUAACCUCUGCCAAUAACUCUCAGCCUCCAAGAAGCCCGAGCCACGCGACCUUGAGAUGUAACGACAGAUGCGGAAUUGGUUUAUCGCAAAAUUUUUCUUCGACAACCCACGAAUACGUUCUUCAGUCUGCAAAGAAGAAAGCAAAGAGAUAUUCUGUCAGUCAUCUUUCGAAACCGCUUAGCAGAAGUGCACCAUCAAUGGCAGCUGGUGGUGUCGUGCAGGCUCCAGGAAAUGUUAACAGAUCCUCGUCUACAUCCUCACCAACAACUACCAGUAGCGCAAGACAGAAGAAAUUCCAUAGGCAUUUCUCUCAGGUUGCUGCGGAUGAACGCGUAUUGAACUACUAUAGCUGCGCACUGGUAGGCGACAUCUUGUUGCAAGGACAUCUGUACAUUACACCAAACUACUUUGCAUUCUACAGUAAUGUGUUUGGCUAUGUAACGAAGCUAUUGAUACCUACGAUUUCUGUAUUGAAAAUUAGCAAAGAAAAGACCGCGCGAAUCAUUCCAAAUGCAGUGGCGAUCACUACAGAAGAGGAGAGACACGUUUUUUGCUCCCUUCUGUCCAGAGACUCGACUUUUAAGCUGAUGAAACAGGUUUGGGAUGCAGCUACGGAACCACAACCAUCACCAACUAUCCUACCAUUGGCAAACGAAGAAAAGCUUCUUGUUCCGUUAGUCGACGAUUCUGAAGUGAAUCCCGAAGAGGAUGAUUCCAGUAUGUCCGAAAGCGGAACGGAUCUGAAUUCCAGACCGCCGACUAUUUGUACCGAUACCGAUGGUGUUCCAUUGGCAAUUGCCAGGCCGAGUUUGCCACCACCUUCAAAAGUGGAACCAUCACCAACGGUGCCAUUAUUACCUACUACGUCCAAAUCCACUGGUAUCUUAUCUUUAUUCAAGAGUGGAUUGAAAACUAGCACAGUGAUCACUAUCCUGAUAGCUCUUUUGGCAGCUCUCUAUGUGUCGGCGGCUCUGAUGAUGAUUCGUAUCGAUAGGUUACACACGGCAUAUCUGAACCAUCCUCUUGUUUCGCCAGAACGUUUCACUCAGGAUCGACUUUUGCAUUAUCUUAAUACAAAUCUUGAUCAAAUAGUAAAGGUACGACAGAGUCUACAAACGUUGUCACAACAGUUUGUAUCAAUGAGCCAAAGUGAAACAGAUCCAAGUGUAUCUGGUGCCGUUGUGGAACCGGAAGAUGCUCCAAGUUAGCCCCCGACGCUAAAUAAUUUAAUGCAACCAAAUAAUACGAAUCCCCAUCGCUUCGCUAGCGUAUGAAGCGUCUCGCAUUAAUGCGAAAUUACCUUUGUGAUCUGCGUCGAUUACUUUCGGCGUGUGAAAACGAUUCCGAAUUGAACAACUAAUCGACAAUGUUGUUUCUAGAAUCCUCAAUAGGCAAAUAUUAUUGUUAGAAUAUCUAGAGUUACCUGAACAGAUUCUGGAAAUUAUAGAAUAUUUAAAGUAAAACGACAAAACAGAAAAAAAAAGAGAAGAAAGUAACAUAUACAAGUUUCAAAAAAGAAAAAUUGUAACAAUCCUUCAUAUAUAGAUUGAAAAGUAUGCGUAACUCGAUUUUAAAUUUUCAAACAUGCUUGCAGAAUUUAAUUAAGAUGCUUCAAAAAAUAAACAAAAUAAACGUUAAAAAAAUAGAAAAAACGCCGUAUAUUCGAUGCACGAAUGUAAGACAGUUUAUAUGUGAUGUAUUAUAAAAAGAUAUAAUGUGAAUUGAUCAUAACACAAAGAAAAAGAAAAUUUUUUUUGCGCAAGGCGAGCGAAGGGAUUUUCGUUUUUGAACUAGUCACAUAUUGUAUAUGCCCCACAUACAACAAGAAUAUAAUGAAUAAAGUGAAAUAUAUAUAUAUAUAUAUAAAUAUUAUGAAAAAGCUAUAUAUAUAUAUACACAUAAAAUAAUGCAUAUUUCGCGAUUACUUACUUGUUAAUUAUUAUAUAUUUGAGGGUAGUUGGGGCACUAUCUUUUUAAUCGAUACAGCUGAAAAUGAGAAUUAUAUUAUAGAAUUAAUAAGAUUACACAUUUGUGUCAUACCGAAAAUAAAGAUUCUAUGUCAGUAUCAUAAAGACACUGAAAAGAAAAAAUUUCUUAAUAGACGAGCUUGUGCAAUAUUCCGAUAUAGUUUGGAAUACAUGCUAUUUCGUCGUCGAACAUCGAAUACUGCGCCUUUUAGAUAAAAACAAAUUAAAAUGAAGAAAAAAAAUCAUUGCAUUUCUCGCGCAUACUGAUGUUCCUACGAAAAAAAAUUUUUCUGAUCGUUCAUUCAAAAUAACGAAAGUUUUCUUUGUUUCUCUAUCUUUUUUUAUUUUUGUUUUUCUACUCAACUCUUUCAAAACGAUUAUUCUCAAUAUGCGAAAGUGCUCGCGAAAUAUUCUAUUCACUUGUGAACAUAUUUCGAUACUAUUGCACAUAUGUUCUUCUAUGUAUGUGUGAAAUACGACGAAACGUACGGAUAAAGCGUUAUAGUUGAAAAUAUGAGAUACGAGAAACGGGAGACUUGACUGUGAUAGUAGGAUCAAGGAUUGCAUUUUGUUAAAACACGACCGCGUUUAGCAGAAUCUUUGUGUUUGUCCCAUUGAAAAAAAAAAAAAAAAAAAAAGAAUUAAUAAAUAUAUAAAUAAGAGACUGGUUUAUUACGAUCGGACCAAAAAUGGCAUAAACGCGGUCGUCAUUACGCGAAAUCGCGUGAAAUCUAAAGAGAAGUGCUGUUACAUUAUUUAGCUAAUAUUUAUAAAAACAAAAA
Messenger RNA from Apis dorsata (giant honeybee), 3670 nucleotides. Its product is annotated as GRAM domain-containing protein 2B-like. Gene Ontology annotation, cellular component: endoplasmic reticulum membrane; plasma membrane; endoplasmic reticulum-plasma membrane contact site. The transcript has 9 exons. The record is from RefSeq and is a predicted model, not a curated record. Lineage: Eukaryota; Metazoa; Arthropoda; Insecta; Hymenoptera; Apidae. The coding region runs from base 285 to 2129 and encodes 614 amino acids. Gene Ontology annotation, molecular function: sterol binding; sterol transfer activity. Gene Ontology annotation, biological process: intracellular sterol transport.